ACACCCAUCCGUCCAAUUCUGGCACUCCCGUCUCACUCAAUCUUUAAGUCCUGCCCAAGUUUUCUUUUUUAUAUCACGGCAGCAUUUCCCCCCUCUCCCCACAGGGCUGGUUUUUGUUCCAUCCGUCCUUUUGUUCCCUUAUUUUCUUUCCCCCAUCCGCAGAUCCGAUCUGUUUUCUCUGUGGCUCUGGCUACCUUUUGUUUGACUGUUCGACGGACGGGAUUAACGUUCUCGCCUAUUCUGUCGCUUGCAACCUUCAGUUCUGUAUCACUUUGGAACUGCAAACAAAAGAAAAAGAAAAAGAAAAAAGAACGCAGCUUCUAGGCGAGACAACAAGCGGGACCGCGGUCGCUCUUUGUUGUACUUGAUUAAGGCUUUUUCGUCUCGUCUCAUCUCCAAAAGGUCACGUCACGUCACGUUACGCAUUGUCACGCAUCCGUCGGUUUAAAAAAAAAAAAGCGCACAACCGUUGUAUCCCGCCAAUAUGGGCAACCCUACCGAGCAUUCGGACCAAGAGUCCAGGGACACCAAGCCCGUUCCCAGCUCCAGCCCAAGCGAGCACGCCGACAAGGAAGGCACGGUUGAGAAGCCUCACGACGGCCAUGUUGACUACAGCAACGAUGACCUGGAAAGCCCUGGUUUUGACGCUGUCGCUACCAAGAAGCUGGUUCGCCGCAUCGACUGGCACUUGAUUCCCUUCUUGGCCUGCUUGUACCUGCUCUCUUUCCUCGACCGUACCAACAUUGGAAACGCACGUCUCGAGACGCUAGAGAAGGAUAUUGGCCUCUCCAACCUCCAGUACAACGAUGCAUUGGCCAUCUUCUUCCCCUUCUAUGUCGCUGCCGAGGUGCCUUCCAACAUGGCCAUGAAGAAAUGGAGGCCAUCCAUCUGGAUCCCUUCCAUCAUGGUUGUUUGGGCUGUCUGCACAACACUUAUGGGUAUUGUUCACAGCUAUGCUGGAUUGAUGGUGUGCCGUGCUGCUUUGGGAAUUGCUGAGGGUGGUUUGUUCCCGGGAAUCACAUACUACAUUACCAUGUGGUAUCGCCGCCACGAGUGUGGAUUUCGCAUGGCCAUCUUCUUCUCUGCUGCUACGGCUGCUGGUGCUUUCGGUGGUCUCUUGGCCCGUGGAAUCCUUGAGAUGCGCGGUGUUGGCAAGCUCUCUGGUUGGCAGUGGAUCUUCAUUCUUGAGGGUCUCCUGACACUCAUUGUCGCUUUGAUCGCCUAUAAGGCCAUGUACGACUACCCUGAUACUGCCAAGUUCCUGUCUCCUGUCGAGAAGGCCGAGGUUGUGAACCGUCUCAAGCUCGACCGCUCUUCGCUGGCAGACGAGUGGGAUAUGCGUUACUUCUGGGACGCCCUCAAGGACUGGAAGAUCUGGGUACACAUGCUUAUCACCAACGGCAUCUACACCGGUCUCUACUCAUAUUCGCUGUUCCUGCCCACCAUCGUCAGCGGCCUCGGCUACACAGAUCCCAAGCUCGCUCAGUUGAUGACUGUGCCGCCCUACAUUGUCGCCUGUUUCUUCUGCAUUUCCGCCGGUUGGUUGGCAGAUCGCCUGGGACAGCGUGGUCUGUUCAUGAUCUUCUUUGAGAUGAUGGCCAUGGCUGGUCUCGUGAUGCUCAUCGUCAGCGACUCCAACGCUGUCAAGUACGCCGGUUGCUUCUUCCUGGCCUCGGGAAUCUACCCCAAUGUGCCACAGGGAGUCGCGUGGAACGGCAACAACAUUGGCGGUUCGCUCAAGCGCGGUGUCGGUAUCGCCAUGCACGUCGGCUUCGGCAACCUCGGCGGUACCGUCUCGGCCUACCUCUACCUCAAAAAGGACUCACCCCACUACAUUUCCGGCCACAGCGCCCUGCUCGGUCUUCACGCCAUGUCCCUGGUCCUGUCGAUCUUGAUGCACCUCUACCUGCGUCACGAAAACGCACGCCGCGACAAGGCCUACAAGCCCCCAUCUGAAUAUACCGAGGAGGAGAGGGUUGCCCAGCGCGAACGCGGCGAUAACGCUGAGUUUUUUAGGUAUACAAUCUGAUUAGAGCAAAAUAGGAGUGUUUAUAUCGGCGGCUGCGUCCUUUAUAUAUGAAUGGACUUGUCGGAGGAAGACGGCAAUACAUAAGAGAUUACACUAUUUUAAUGAUCUUUACUUCAUCGUUCUUACA
Messenger RNA from Pyricularia grisea, 2156 nucleotides. RefSeq lists its product as uncharacterized. Gene Ontology annotation, cellular component: membrane. The transcript has 4 exons. The record is from RefSeq and is a predicted model, not a curated record. Gene Ontology annotation, biological process: transmembrane transport. Gene Ontology annotation, molecular function: transmembrane transporter activity. NCBI's taxonomy places the organism in Eukaryota, Fungi, Ascomycota, Sordariomycetes, Magnaporthales, Pyriculariaceae. The coding region runs from base 485 to 2029 and encodes 514 amino acids.